AUGUCAUCAUCAAAUAUCAAUAUAAUUGACGAUAAUGAAAUUUUAUCUGAAAAACUCGGUUUUCAACUUGAGAAAAUUGUUUUACAAUUAAUAAAUACGAAACAAUUAAUCACAAUUGGUUUAUCCGGUGGAUCAUUGAUUGAUUUAUUAGCAACAAAUCUUCCUCGGUUACAAUUACCAUGGGCUCGUCUUCGAUUCUUUUUCGUUGAUGAACGAUUCGUUCCAUUUACAUCCAACGAUUCAACGUAUGCAAGUUAUCAAGCAAAACUAUUUCGCAAGUUACCAUUAACUGAAAAAAAUGUUAUUAAAAUCGAUCCAGAUGCAACAUCUGUCGAACAAUGUGCACAAGAUUACGAAAAUAAACUAUUAGAAACAUUGAACGAAGAUGACAAAUCAUUUGAUAUUCUAUUACUUGGUAUGGGACCUGAUGGACAUACGGCAAGUCUUUUUCCUGAUCAUCCAGGUUUGAAAAUUGAACAAGGUUUGGUCAUAUCGAUUAAGGAUUCGCCAAAACCGCCACCGGAACGUGUGACAUUAACAUUGAAUACGAUAAAUCAAGCAAAAUACAAGAUUGUUGUCGCGACGGGUGAAAGUAAAUCAACAAUUGUGAAAGAAGUUUUACAAGAUAAAAGUACGAAAUAUCCAAUUGGUCAAGUCAAAGAUCUCAUUUGGUAUUUGGAUAAAGCCGCUGGAUCAAAAUUAUAA
Molecule: messenger RNA, 705 nt
Organism: Adineta ricciae
Lineage: Eukaryota; Metazoa; Rotifera; Eurotatoria; Adinetida; Adinetidae
Source: the annotation of a GenBank genome assembly